AACAAAGAUGGAAAGACUUGGGAGACAAAAUAUCUUACCAGCAGCUAUUUUUAAUAUUCUACUGGAAGUCGACCAAGUACCAUCAAUGUACAGUGUGAGUAAGGUGGGUGAAGAACUGUUUAUUACCCUGAAGUGGAAAACAGACCCAAGGACCCCGAAAAUGAUGAGCAGUGAGGUCAACACCCUCUCAGCAAUGAAAGUAGUGAAGAAAAAGACACCAUCUAGAAUAAGGAGAGAUAAACAGAGAAAACAAAAAUGGCUGGAAGAGAGAGAAAUGAGAAGGGCUGUUCCUUUAUCUGAAGAAACCGUAGACACAAGUAAGUUACCUGUGACAGAAGAAAAUAGUUUUUCAAAAAUCAAUAUCCGGACUGAUUUACCAUUCCAAGAGUGUGAAAAUUUGGCUGAUGUUAUAGACUUAUCUGCAACCUCCAAAACAGAACUGCAGCUAUUACAAGCUAAGUGCCAUAAACUUACUAAAGAGAUCUAAAAGAAAGAAUCACAGUUGGACCAGAGCCUAAAAACCAUGCAGAGUUUGGAAAGCACAAUUUCAAAAAUAGAAUUGAGGAUCAAAAUGUUAGAAGAAACAGUGUGCAAAUCUGAAGAAGAUCUGAAAAGAUUCAGCAAUGUUAUAACAAAUCAUGGACUUGGCACCCUUGUGAUAGACAACACCUUGAAAUUUAAAAAGGACAAAACAAUAGAUGACAUCAUACAGAUAUAUCUUACAACUUUCAACACUGCAAAGAACAAUGCCAAACUAUAUUGUGAAAUUUAUGACGAAAAUGAAUUGUUGCAAAAGAAAAUACAAAAACUGAACAAAGAAUUGGGACACAAACAGCAAGGCAAUCACAGAAACUUUUAUCAAAGAGGAAAAGGCAGUAGACAUCUUUAUAAUAAUUAUUAAACCUUGGCUUAUUUAAAAUGAGAAACUGGUAAGAUCUUGUCUUUACCUGGUGUGGUCUCUCUUUUCUUAAAUCUUUUCUUUUGUACCAGUAUACUUCCUAGUCGGUUCUAGUUGAGAUACUGGUCAAGCCUUUAUAUCUCCUUUUCUCUACCUUCAGAGCCACAUGGGUGAGAGCAAGGACAUACUUAGCUAAUCAUUGUAAUAACUUCUUACUCGUAUUUGUAUUUAUAAUCAUAUUGUUUGUUUAUGCUCAACCUUUGCACUAAAAUUUUGGUAUGUUUUGUAUCUGUGUAACUUUAACUUGUUUUAGAUUGAUUAGUCCAAGAACUAAUGUAAUAAUAUCAUGAAAAUGUAAACUUACACUGUUCCAUGAAUACAACUGCUGUUAUCUACAACAUGUUUUAGAGUGACAUAUUUUUUUGAAAGGAUAAGUAAAUAUGUUGGUGCUGAA
Lingula anatina is the source of this 1352-nucleotide messenger RNA. RefSeq lists its product as uncharacterized. The record is from RefSeq and is a predicted model, not a curated record. Lineage: Eukaryota; Metazoa; Brachiopoda; Lingulata; Lingulida; Lingulidae.